Hydractinia symbiolongicarpus is the source of this 1148-nucleotide messenger RNA. RefSeq names its product crystallin J1A-like. The coding region runs from base 27 to 1061 and encodes 344 amino acids. The record is from RefSeq and is a predicted model, not a curated record. NCBI's taxonomy places the organism in Eukaryota, Metazoa, Cnidaria, Hydrozoa, Anthoathecata, Hydractiniidae. The transcript has a single exon.
AUAAAUAUGUUACGGUUUCUUUAGAUAUGUCUAACCUACAGAAUUUAUUAAGUAAAAUAAGGGAGCUGCCUCCCAUCAAACAACGUGGUGUUGCUGCGAUUAUCGGUGCAACUGUUGCAGAUGCUGCUUCGCGACCGCUUCACUGGAUAUACAACCAGGAAACGUUAAAGAGUAUCCUUGGAAAUGAAACCAAAGUUGAGUUUUGGUUUGAAAACAGGUCGCCGUUUUAUUCCAUUCCACUUGGAGAGAGAAGCUCGUAUAAUGAGGAAGCGUAUGUGAGUUUGUACUCUUUGUACGAAAAGAACGGAAUGUUGAGCAAAGAAGAUAUUUGCACCAAGAUUGUGCAACAUUUUGGACCAAACACGAGAUAUGAGGAUGCAUACAUGCGCAGAAAAGUCAAGUAUGAUCCAGCCACCAAAGCUGAAUACGUACCACCUAUUGAAGGACCUUGGAUACAUGGAGCUGUCAUUAAUUUUUUAGAGAAGUACGCUGAAAAGGCUGUCGAGCCGUAUGGCUCGUCUGAUAAUAAAGAUCUCGAUAGCUUUUGUUUAGCCUUGCCUAUUAUUGCGCGAAAUGCGGAAGAGAAGAACUUGUGGGAUAUCGUAUCGCCUGUAACAAGUUUAUUCAGUUCCAAUGAAAAAGCCACCAGCAUAUUUCAUAUGUGUACCACCAUGUUGAGCAGUUUCAUUCUCAACUGUGACAAACCCAUAGAAAAAAUUAAAACAGAAUUUAAAGAAGUCUAUCCCGAGUUGGUCGAGUUAUUGAACGAAGUAGACCAACAGUUAGAUUCGCCUUUUGAAGUUGUUGUUGCUAAGUAUGGGAAAGCGUGUGGGUUGCCAGGGUCGUUUGUGGGAGCGUAUGUUUGUUUACAGAUGACGUCAUCGUUUGUUGAUGCUGUCCGGUUAAAUAUCACUGGUGGGGGUUGCAACUGCUCAAGGGCGAAUCUGAUUGGCGCAUGUUUUGGGGCUAAAUAUGGUAUUGAUAGUAUACCGAUUGAUUGGUUGGAAAAAGUAGUUGGUAUUGAGAAAAUAAUGGACAUGGCUAUAGGUAUUUUUUCUUAAUUUUAAAGAAACCCGACAUAUAGCAAGUAUUGUUUCACGAAUUCUGUAACAAUGAGGUAUGGAUUGAAAAAAUUGUUACUAUCUGCU